Messenger RNA from Thlaspi arvense, 1896 nucleotides. Lineage: Eukaryota; Viridiplantae; Streptophyta; Magnoliopsida; Brassicales; Brassicaceae. The record is from the annotation of a GenBank genome assembly.
AUGUCACAGAAGGUGGGAGCAAUUGGUGGUAACUAUGGAGUAGCAUUCGACGAUGGUGUUUUUGACGGCGUGAAGAAAAUAACUGUCGGAAAAGACCUUGGCUGUGUGUCAUAUAUUAAGAUCGAAUACGAAAAGGACGGGAAAUCUGAAACCCGUGAGCAUGGAACGAUUCGUGGGGAGCUAACAGAGUUUGCGGUGGAAUAUCCGAAUGAAUAUAUCACAUCCGUUGCUGGAACCUACGAUCAUGUUAGAUACUAUGAAUCAGUCCUGGUCAAAUCGCUAAUAUUUAGAACCUCAUAUAGAAGAACAUCUCCGGCACUCGGAGGAGAUUCAGCUGGGAAACAAUUCAUGCUGGAGGGUAAAACUGGAGGAAGGCUUCUUGGAUUCCAUGGACGCUCUGGUCAAGCUCUUGAUUCCAUUGGAGCUUACUUCUUCGCUCCAAAUCCUCCUCUUAGGCACUUUAACCGCGAAGGUGGGAAUGGAGGGAGUGCAUGGGACGAUGGUGCUUACGAUGGUGUUAGAAAAAUACUCGUUGGACGAGGUGGUAAGUUUGUGAGUUAUGUUAGGUUUGAGUAUGCAAGAGGCGAAAGAAUGGUACCACAUGCUCAUGGGAAGAGACAAGAGGCUCCACAAGAGAAAAUAACCGUUGGAGCAGAUGAAUUCAGUAUAACUUAUAUCAAGAUCGAAUACGAAAAAGACGGAAAAGUCGAAAUUCGUGAACACGGGACGAAUCGUGGGGAGCUAAAAGAGUUUUCGGUGAAUUAUCCGAAUGACUAUAUCAUAGCAGUUGGUGGAAGCUACAAUCAUAUUUUCAACUAUGAUACAACGCUUAUCACAUCGCUAUACUUCACAACUUCCAGAGGAUUUACCUCUCCAUUAUUCGGUGAGAUGGCUGGAACAGAAUUCAAUCUAAAAGGUGAAAAUGGAGCAAAGCUUCUUGGAUUCCAUGGACGUGGUGGUUAUGCUAUUGAUGCCAUUGGAGCUUUCUUUGAGACCCGUAGACCCCUAAAGUUGUCGGUAAAGAUUGGACCAAUCGGUGGUACCAAGGGAAACACAUUCGACGAUGGUGUGUUCGAUGGUGUGAAGAAAGUAACUGUGGGUAAAGAUGAGUACAGUGUAACUUAUAUCAAGAUCGAAUACGCAAAUGGCGGAAAAUUCGAAACUCGUGAACAUGGGACGGCUCGAGGGGAACUAAAAGAGUUUUCGGUGGAUUAUCCUAAUGAAUAUAUCAUUGCCGUUGGUGGGAGCUACAAUCAUAUUUUCAACUAUGAUACAACGCUUAUAACAUCGUUAUUCUUCAAAACCUCCAAAGGAUUUACCUCUCCGUUAUUCGGUGAGAUGGCUGGAACAGAAUUCAAUCUCGAAGGUCAAAAUGGAGGACAGCUUAUUGGAUUCCAUGGACGUGGUGGUUAUGCUAUUGAUGCCAUUGGGGCUCACUUUGAAAAGUUGUCGUCGUUAAAGAUUGGACCAGUCGGUGGUAAUAAGGGAAACACAUUCGACGAUGGUGUUUUUGAUGGUGUGAAGAAAAUUACUGUUACAGCAGAUGAGUACAGUGUAACUUAUAUCAAGAUCGAAUACGCAAAUGACGGAAAAUUCGAAACUCGUGAACAUGGGACGGCUCGCGGGGAACUAAAAGAGUUUUCGGUGAAUUAUCCGAAUGAUAAUAUCACUGCCGUUGGUGGGAGCUACAAUCAUAUUUUCAACUAUGAUACAACGCUUAUCACAUCGUUAUUCUUCAAAACCUCCAGAGGAUUCACCUCUCCGUUAUUCGGUGAGAUGGCUGGAACAGAAUUCACGCUUGAAGGUAAAAAUGGAGGAAAGCUUCUUGGGUUCCAUGGACGUGGUGGUGGUGCUAUUGAUGCCAUUGGGGCUCACUUUCAGAUAGUUUCGGGUUGA